AUGAUAUCCCAACAGCCUGAACCAACAGCUGUCGUGGGAAGCGGUUGCCGCUUCCCAGGCAGCUCAAGCUCCCCCUCAUCGUUAUGGGCGCUCUUGAAGAACCCCAGGGAUGUAUCGCGAGAGAUACCCGAUGACAGAUUUGAAUUGCAAGGCUACUACCAUCCAGAUGGCUCACACCAUGGAACGACUAACGUACAGCGCUCAUAUACAUUGGAUGAGGACGUGCGUGUGUUUGACGCAACUUUCUUCAACAUCAGCCCUAACGAAGCGGACUCGAUCGAUCCACAGCAGCGUUUGCUGAUGGAAGUGGUGUAUGAAGCUCUCGAAGCCGGCGGACAUUCUAUGGAAGGUCUCCGCGGCUCUGAUACAGCCGUGUACGUCGGUACCAUGUCCGUCGACUACAACGAUAUCCUCAUCAGGGACAUCGAAAGCAUGCCUACUUACUUUUCUACGGGCACUUCACGCGCUAUCCUCUCGAAUCGAAUCUCCUACUUCUUCGAUUGGCAUGGACCUUCCAUGACAAUCGACACAGCCUGCUCCUCGAGUAUAGUUGCCUUGCAUCAAGGCAUUCGGUCAUUGCGUACGGGCGAGUCGCGCGUAGCGAUCGUCGGCGGCACAGAACUACUCUUAGGGCCAGAACAAUUCGUGGGCGAAAGUAAGAUGAAUUUGCUCUCGCCCACUGGCCGUUCACGAAUGUGGGAUGCCGGAGCAGACGGAUAUGCGCGAGGCGACGGCAUUGCAGCGCUUGUCUUGAAGAACUUGAGGGAUGCCAUUGCUGAUGGUGACCACAUCGAGUGCCUUAUUCGUGAGACAGGAGUCAAUCAAGACGGAAGAUCCGCCGGCUUGACAGUCCCCAGCUCCGAAGCUCAGGCAAAACUUAUAAGAGGAACUUACGCCAGAGCAGGUUUGGAUAUCUCCAGCCCCCAGGACUGGCCACAGUUCUUCGAGGCCCAUGGUACAGGCACCAAGGUCGGUGAUCCCCGUGAGGCUGCAGCUAUCAACGAGUGCUUUGGUAGUCAGUCCGUAAACGGGAAUCCUCUUUACGUUGGAUCAAUAAAGACUAUUAUCGGUCAUACCGAGGGUACUGCCGGGCUAGCUGGCGUACUUAAGGCUUCACUGGCUAUACAACACGGCAUAAUACCCCCAAACAUGCUUCUUAAUCGCCUAAACCCCGACAUCGAGCAGUACUAUGGCAAUUUGCACGUUCCAACUGCCGCGACACAAUGGCCCACAUUACCAGAAGGAGUCCCACGACGAGUGAGUGUGAAUAGCUUUGGGUUCGGGGGCACCAAUGGACACGCAAUCCUCGAGAGUUACCAGCCUUCAACAAUCACGCCCGAAUGCAAGGUUACGCCAUUUACUCCUUACGUUUUCUCCGCGGCCACAGGUGAGUCUCUGGUGGAGCUCUUGCAAAUUUAUCGGGACUUCUUGAAACUGAAUAAUGUCAUCAACCUUGGUGACCUUGCCUGGACGCUCCAGUCGCGCAGAUCCGCGCUCCCUUUUAAGACCGCCUUUUCAGCGUCCGAUCCUGAAGAACUUGUCUCCAAGAUUGAGGAAAAGCUUGAAAAAAACAAAGAAUCUCCCGGAGAUAGCAUCGGCAUUCGAUCAGCUCCUGCUCAGCCUCGGUUACUGGGUAUUUUUACCGGACAAGGUGCACAGUGGGUAACGAUGGGCGCGCACCUGGUCCGGUCAUCAGCCACUGUUCGUGAGAAACUUGAGCGACUCGAUCACUCUUUAGCCACUCUACCUGAGCCAGACCGUCCAUUAUGGCGGAUUGCAGACGAGCUUUCGGCAAGUACAAGUGUUAGUCGUCUCGGCGAGGCCGCAAUAUCGCAGCCACUUUGUACGGCCAUUCAACUUCUUCUAGUCGAUUUGUUGCGGAGUGCGGGUAUAACGUUUGAGGCAGUUGUAGGGCAUUCCUCCGGAGAGAUUGCAGCGGCGUACGCUGCCGGUUUCAUCUCUGCCCAUGAUGCCAUUCGCAUUGCUUAUUACAGAGGUGUACGUGCUAAACUUGCCAAAGGCUCGAGGGGACAAAAGGGGGCCAUGCUGGCCGUCGGGACCUCGUGGGAAGACGCCAACGAUCUGAUUAAGCUUCCAGCUUUCAAGGGUCGCGUGAAGAUUGCUGCCCACAACUCUGCUGCUAGCUUAACGCUUUCUGGUGAUGCUGACAGCCUUACUCACGCGAAAAGGAUCUUCGACGAAGAAAAGAAGUUCGCCAGGAUGCUUCAAGUAGACACUGCAUAUCACUCUCACCAUAUGACUCCUUGUAGUAAACCAUACAUCGAAUCUCUACGAAAUUGCAAGAUCCAAGUCAAACGCGAUGGCGACAGGUCUUGCUCCUGGUACUCAAGUGUCAAGCCUGGUAUAUUGAUGGAGCCCGCCGAUGAGCUUCGUGACGUGUACUGGAGAGACAAUAUGGUCAAUACAGUUUUUUUCACCGACGCUGUGAAGAGCGCUGUAAGCGAGAAGCUUAACCUCGCCAUGGAACUUGGUCCUCAUCCAGCCCUCAAGGGUCCGGCAUCGCAGAUCAUCUCGGAUAGUCGAUCCCCGCUUCCUUACACUGGUGUUUUGAACCGCGGCUGCAACGAUGUUGAAGCAUUCUCGGAUGCACUUGGUUUUGUAUGGACUCAGCUUGGCCCGAGUGCAGUUGACUUCCGAUCAUACAACAAAUUAAUGUCGCCUAGUCAGUCUCCUCAGCUAGCGGUUGGUCUUCCAUCCUACCAAUGGAGCCAUAAAGGUGCCCAAUGGCAUGAAUCGCGCCUCACAAAGAACAUACGACUGAGGGGCACCGCGUUCCAUGAGCUUUUAGGUGUACCGACUCCGAAUAACACGGACCAUAACCUUCGCUUCAGAAAUUUUCUGAAAGUGAACGAGAUCCCGUGGCUCGAUGGACACCAGCUGCAAGGCCAAGUCGUCUUUCCCGCGGCAGGAUACGUAGCUAUGGCUUUGGCAGCGGGGAAGGAGGUCGCUGGUAGCAGAGACAUCGAGAUUCUUGAAGUACACGAUCUGACCAUCGAUAAGGCCAUUGCUUUUGACGGAGGUGCCAACUUCGCGGUCGAAACACUCACCACCUUGACGGGGAUUACGCCAAGCCAUCUAAACAUGAAGACUCAAAGUGCCGACUUUGCUGUGUUUUCGUGUUGGAAUAGUAGGUCUACAACUUUGGAACUAGUGUCGAAGGGAAAAAUCACUAUCGUUUACGGCACUCCGUCAGUCUCGGUACUAUCAUCCACGCCAGUCGACGAUUUGGACAUAAUGGACAUCGACAGUGAUCGCUUCUACUCCUCACUUGACGAACUUGGAUACGGGUAUAGUGGCCCAUUUAGGACUUUGUCUUCUACUAGGAGAAGACUGGACCAGGCAUCGGCAAUGGUGUCGACUUACGAAUACCAUGACGACGAAGAAAUCUUAAUUGUCCACCCAACGAUGCUGGACGUUGCCUUCCAGGCUUCCCUCCUCGCGCGGUCGAGUCCUGGCGACGACCAGCUCUGGUCGCUGCAUGUCCCCACUUCCAUCAAACGCAUCCGAGUUAACCCCGAGCUCUGUUCCUCUUUGUCAACAUCACCGACCAGAUUGCCCGUAUCUGCUGUUCUACAGGAGCCGGCUUCUAUCUCUAUGAACAGUAACGUUGACGUAUUCAGCGCAGAUGGCCAAGAGACCGUCAUCCAAGUCGAAGGCUUGGUCAUGAAGCCACUGGCCCCUGCUCUCGCCACCGAUGAUCGCCCCAUGUUCUCCACCACCCAAUACGGUGUGACGUCGCCAGUAGGCAAUACUGUCGUGGGUAACGACUACCCCUCCGCGGAACAAGCUGAGAUCGCUAUUCUUUGCGAGAGGUUGGCAUGCUGCUAUCUCAGACAUUGGAGAUCGAGGAUCACGGAGGAGCAUCGGGAGAAUAGCAAGAGUCAUCACCAGUCUCUGAGAGACUCCACCGACCGCCUACUAGCUGGCAUCGAUAGCGGGCACCAUCCUUAUGUACGAAGAGAGUGGGCUGGCGACGAUCUUGACCAGAUCAAAACCUUGAUACGGAAAUACCCUGAGAAUAUUGAUCUCAAAGUCAUCUCAGUCAUUGGAGAGAAUAUUUCUGCCCUAGUACGAGGCCAAUCCACUGUCUUGGAGCACAUGCUGCAAGAAAACAUGCUCGAGGAUCUGUUCCAUGACGGUCUUGGGUUCGCCCAAUGCGCUCGAACGGGCCAUACUACGAAGGCAGUCUUGGAAGCCAUAGGUACUACCUUCUCCUCGUACACUUACACAGACGUAUCGGCGGAUGUCUUCGAACAGGCCGCACAGCGAUUCGAGGCACACAGUCAGAGGAUGAAUUACAAGAUUUUCGACGUCGACCAGGCGCCAUCAUUCCAAGGUUUCGAAGAACAUUCGUACGAGGUAGUCAUUAUAUCUCCCACUUUGCAUACGUCCUCAUGGCUCCAGAAGACUCUAGGAAACGUUCGUCGCCUCCUGAAGCCAGGUGGCUAUCUCUUAGUAUCUGAAAUCACUACCAAGAGGCCGGUCAGAAUUCAAAUAAUGAUGGGAGGACUGUCAGGACCGUGGACUGACGUCGACAACGGCCAGAACUAUAGUCGCACAGAGCCACUUAAAACCUGGCACAAUGUUCUGCGUAAAACGGGAUUCUCGGGUGUGGACACAACUACAUCGGAAGUCGACGGACUAGCAUGGCCAUUUUCUGUCAUUGUCAGCCAAGCCGUCGACGAACGAAUAGACUUCUUGCGAAAGCCACUCUCGUCUUCCUCAUCUGUACGUUUGGACGAGUUGGUCAUCCUUGGAAGCUGUUCACUAAAGACUUCUCGCCUUGCGGAAGAGAUAUGUGAGCUUGCCGGGAGAUUUUGCGGCCGCGUCACUGUUCUCGAAGGUCUACCGACUGAUGAUGAUGAGAUUUCUCCAAUGGCGACGUUCAUCAACUUGGUUGACAUUGACGAGCCCAUCUUUAAAAACGUUACGGAGGAGAAGAUGGAGGGCCUGAAGUGUCUUUUCGAGCUCUCAAAGAAUAUUCUUUGGGUCACUGAAGGCGCUAGGGGGUAUCAGCCGUACCACAACGCUAGCAUUGGCUUUGGUCGUUCCAUUGCCUAUGAAAUUCCACACGUAUCACUACAAUUCCUCGACUUGACAGACGUUGGUCCUGAUGCCUCUCGUCUCAUAGCUGAGAGUGUCUUGCGUGUUCUUGCAAUGGAUGGAUGGGACAACCAAAAUACUGCGCUGGGUGGAAUGAUGUGGUCAAAAGAGCCAGAGCUCUAUCUAGAAGAUGGGCAACUCUUGGUGCCUCGAAUAAUUCCCAAUGAUGAACAGAAUGCUAGAAUCAACUCUUUGAGACGUUCAGUCACGCAAAAUGUGAGCGCCCGAGGCACUACGGUUUUGAUCUCCGAGGCUACGGAAACAACACCUGUCUUGCAUGAAGAACCAGUACCACGGCGUCUUGGAGAUAAGAGGAACUCGGUACAAGUCAACUACUCGAUUCUAUCCGCAUUGAAUGUCGCUCCGCUGACCUUUUUGUUCUUUGGUAUUGGCACCGAUGAGAAAACUGGCGAUACUGUUGUCACUCUUUCCGACACCAAUUCCUCAAAAGUUAUCAGUUCAAUAUGUGUGUCCACAAAUGUCCCCUCAUGCCACGAAUCUGCAUUUCUCGCUGCAACUGCGAGUGAGUUCUUCGCGGGAUCAUUGAUCUCUAAAAUGCCGAAAAAUUGCCAUGUGCUUGUACACGAACCUGGUCAGGACGGGUUUCUCGCCUCGGCAUUGACGAGGCUAGGCACUGCCAGGAAUAUACGCAUCAAGUUCAGCACGUCAAAAUCCGAUACGGAGGACCCGGCGUGGAUAAAGUUGAAUCCUUGGGCUUCCGAGACAAUUGUGAAAAACUCGAUCCCACUGAAUUUGACGCAUUUUUUCGAUCUCGCAGCCGAUGAUGAAGGGAAAGUUGCGAGUCUCAGAGUUCGAGAAUGUCUGCCUUCCGGGUGUAGACUGAUCGACGCCUCCGAUCUGUACCGUUCCCAAUCCUUGCCACCAAUAAGCGACGACUGCGCUAUCCUCAAAGCUCUCGAGUACGCUGUGAGUCAUGCGACAUCGGCUCCUUUCAACAAGAAGACAAGCGCUACAAUCUGGGCCGGCCAGAUCGCUGACGCACCUUUGAGAAUGUACCCAACAAGUGUCAUUGACUGGACAUUGGAUAAAACCCUCACGGUCCAGGUACAUUCCAUCAACCCCAAUCGUCUGUUUUCCAAGGACAGGACUUAUCUUCUGGUUGGUCUCUCUGGGCAGCUCGGCCGGUCCAUUAGCGAAUGGAUGUCACGAAAUGGAGCAGGAUACAUAUGCUUGACAAGUCGAAAUCCUGGAUCGUACGAGAAAUGGCAGACCUCGAUGGAAAAAGCUGGCACGACGGUCAAGUUCUUUGCAAUGGAUAUCACGAAGAACGAUGAGCUGAGAAAAGUCGUAGACGAGAUCAAGAACACAGGUCCGCCCAUCGCCGGUGUCGCAAACGGCGCUGCGUUAUUUGACGAUUCACUCUUCUCGGAAAUGUCGCUAGAAAAGAUGGAGAAGGUCAUAAAGCCCAAGAUCGACGGAACGAAUUAUCUCAACGAGAUCUUCAGCGACAAUAAGCUGGAUUUCUUCAUCGUUUUCUCAUCCCUUACGUCCGUCAUAGGCAACAGUGGGCAGUCCAAUUAUACCGCAGCGAAUGCCUACAUGACCAGCCUUAUGAAACAGCGAAGGAAACGUGGCUUGGCCGGCACGUCCCUUGAAAUUGGCCGUAUUGCCGGUAUCGGAUACAUGGAGCGGGCAGGUGACUUGGCCAGGGAGCAAUUGAUCAGGUUUGGAUUUAUGACGAUCUCUGAGACUGACUUCCAUCACUUGAUUGCUGAAGCGAUUCGAGCUGGUUCCCCUGACUUGGGAGCUGUGCCGAUCGUUACCGCCGGCUGCCGCAAUACACAAGAUAAUGAAGAGUCCAAGGUCGCCUGGUUCGACGAUCCUCGUUUCUCUCACAAAGUUCUUCAAGCACAGAUGAAUGAGUCCAAGAGCGAUGGCAUGAAGAACGUUCUGCCUGUUUGUGACCAGCUUGCUGAUUCCACUACCAUAGAGAAAGCUCUAGAGGUACUGAGAGAUUGCUUCGCUGCCAAAGUGGCAGCGAUUUUGCAACUUGUCAAAGAGCAAGUGGGCCACGAAAUCCCACUUGUCGAGCUUGGCAUCGAUUCCUUGGCUGCCAUCGAAGUCCGUAGCUGGUUUCUAAAAGAAAUCAAAACGGAUAUACCAGUCCUUAAAAUUCUCAGAGGUGGCACCGUGGCGGAGCUGUGUGAAGAAGCAAUGGAGAAGUUGCCGGAAAGCCUGCUCCCAAACAUAGGAUCCCAAAAGUCUUCGAAUCCAAAGACAGCGGUGCCACCACCAAAGCCGGCUCGCAUGGCAGCCGCCCCGAGUGAAAGCUGCACUGUCCCACUUAGCAUCACGUCGUCGGGGAGUCAAUCCCUUGAGGAUGCCCCUACAGCGGUACGCUCAACAUCAUCCUCGACAGUCAACCUUAAAGGAGCUGCUGAAAAGGCGUCAAAAUGGACAGAGAUUGAUUACAAAACCCAGUCGGACUAUGUCAAGAGCGAGCUCGUCUCUUUUGCCCAAUCUCGCUUCUGGUUCUUGAGGCUUCUAGUUGAAGAUCAAACAACAUUUAAUGUCUCAUUCUAUUACCGUAUUACCGGCAACCUGCGCAUUGCAGACUUGGAAAGAGCAGUUCGUCUCGUCACUACCAGGCACGAGUCGCUCCGGACUUGCUUUGUGGCCGACGAGAAGGAACCAGAUUUAGCUCAUCAGAAGAUCUUGCCUAGCUCUCUCAUACGACUGGAGCGAAAGAGCAUCAGCAGCAUUGAGGAACUUCACAUAGAAUAUACGGCCAUGAAAGCAAUUCCGUUCGAUAUCGCAAGUGGCAAAUUGAUGCGCUUGAAUCUGCUCACGCGUUCCCUAUCUGAGCAUUAUCUCCUCUUCAACUAUCACCAUAUUUUGAUGGAUGGUGUUAGCCUUCAGGUUUUUUUGACUGAUCUAAGGAAUGCUUAUCAGCGACAGUCUCUCGGCGUUCCACCCUGCCAGCUCUCCGACGUUUCGAGGGACCAACGCGCAGCCGUCGAGAGUGGUAGUAUGGACGAUCAGAUUGCAUACUGGCGAAACGAAUUCCCGGAAGGCCCUCCCGUAUUACCGCUGCUUCCCAUGGCAAAGGUCAGCUCUCGCAUGCCAAUGAAGGCCUUCAACGUCAACCAGGUUGAAUGCAGAAUUGACGCUGAACUGGCGGGACGAGUCAAGGCAAUGUCCAAUACCCAUCGAUCCACGACUUUCCAUUUCUACCUGGCGGCUUUCAAAGCAAUGCUUUUCCGCUUUACGGAUGCCCAGGAAUUGACGAUCGGUAUUGCUGAUGCCAAUAGAAACGACGGAGAUGUCACGAGAACUGUCGGGCUUCUGCUCAACCUUCUCACAUUGCGCUUCAAGUAUAAAACGAGUCAACGAUUUAGCGACUGUGUCGCUGAGGCUCGAACGAAAGUUUAUGAAGCGCUCGACAACUCAAGGGUGCCUUUCGACGUCCUCCUCAAAGAACUUAAUGUGCCUCGAUCUUCUUCGUACAGUCCCUUUUUCCAGGCUUUCUUCGACUAUCGUCAAGGCCAGCAGGAGAAGCUUCCGUUUGGCAACACUACAUUUGAGUUUCUGGAACUUUAUCCGGGGCGCACUGCGUACGAUUUGACGCUCGAUAUAACAGACAGCCCCGAUAGCGCUCUCAUAUUGUUCAGAACCCAGGCGAGUCUUUAUGAUAUGGCAGCUACGCGAUUGCUGCUUAAUACAUACGUUCAUCUGCUCGAAGUCUUCACUAAUGAUACCUCUUUACUAUUGCGGGAACCUCCGUUGUUCAGCCAAAAGCAACUCGAAUGCUCUCUCGAUAUUGGCCGUGGACCAGAUCUUCAAUCUUCCUGGCCUGAAACACUUCCUCAUCGGAUUGACAUGAUUGCUCAGGGGAACAAGGACAAAGUCGCUCUAAACGAUGGCCAUGGCAGAUCCUUCACUUACGCGAGCAUGACUGACCGGAUCGAGGCUAUCGCGGAGAUAAUGCAGAAGGCUGACAUUUGUGAAGGUUCUCGAGUUCUUGUCUUCCAAGAUGCAAGCGUAGACUGGCCUUGUUCGAUGCUUGCAAUUAUGCGUCUCGGGGGAGUUUAUAUCCCACUAGACCUUCGAAAUCCGUUGCCACGUCUAGCCGAUAUCGCUGCAAGCUGUCAGCCGGCGGUAAUCCUAGUAGACAAUAGCACUAUCGAUAAUGCGCCCCAGGUAAACAUCUCAGGCGCCGAAGUUAUCAACGUAUCCAGCGUUAGUUUCAAACCUUCCGCUCGUGUGCCCAAUUCUGCGCGUGCAGGCUCCGUAGGUGCGAUUUUAUACACCAGUGGCUCGACGGGCAACCCCAAGGGCAUCAUUAUCAGACAUUCGGGACUCCGCAACGAAAUUGAAGGCUACACGAAACAAUGGGGGCUCAAAGCUGAGCGAGUGCUCCAGCAAAGCGCUUUCACUUUCAAUCACUAUUCUGAUCAAAUAUAUACUGGGUUAGUAAACGGCGGCUCUGUUUAUAUCGUUCCAUGGAGUAAGCGCGGAGAUCCCAUUGAGGUCAGCAAAAUCAUACGGGAAGAAGGUAUUACGUACACGAAAGCCACGCCGACAGAAUACUCUCUAUGGCUAGACUACGGACGCUCCAACCUUCAGAAGGCCUCCAAAUGGCGCUUUGCCUUCGGAGGGGGCGAGCCACUCACAAGCACGCUAACGAAGAACCUCGCUACGCUAGAUUUGCCGCUACUCCGCUUCUUCAACUCAUACGGUCCAACCGAAAUCUCCAUUUCUUCGACCAAGAUGGAAAUUCCAUACCGUGAAGAGCCUCAGGGUCGUAUCCCCUGUGGAUAUUCCUUGCCCAAUUAUGUAGCGUAUAUCUUGGACGAGCAGCGAAAGCCAGUGCCUGUCGGAAUGCCUGGCGAACUCUGGAUCGGUGGCGCCGGCGUUUCUCUAGGCUACCUAGACAACAAGGAACUCACCGAUUAUCACUUUGUUCACAAUCCGUAUGCGACGCCUGAGUACACUGCGCAGGGAUGGACUACCAUGUACCGUACAAGCGAUAUAGCGCACCUGCAAGACGAUGGAGCGAUGGUGUUCCAUAGCCGUGUAGAAGGUGACACCCAAGUCAAGAUCCGAGGUUUACGAAUCGAACUUGGCGAUAUUGAGAGUAGUAUUAUUAAAGCCUCUGAUGGCGUUGUCAAACAGGCGGCGGUCACCCUACGCGACGGCGAUCCCCAAUUCCUGGUGGCGCACGUCGUACUUGCGCUGGAGCAGAGUAUGACCAACGCCGACAAUUUCCUAAGAAAUCUUUUAAAUCGUCUUCAGCUCCCACAGUAUAUGGUUCCUGUCUUAGCGAUCUCGCUUGACCGUAUGCCACUCAACAACCAUUCCAAGGUGGAUCGGAAAGCGCUCAAGGCUCUGCCUCUUCCACAGCUCACCGAGUCCGAUGAGGAGAGCGGAGAGCUCUCGGAGACUAUGCUACGCCUCAUACAAACAUGGGAAAGUGUUUUGAGCACCAAGGAAUUAGGUCUCAGAAUUACUCCCUCAACUGGCUUCUUCGCCAUCGGCGGUAACUCUUUACUUGUCGUACGGCUGCAGUCUCGUAUUCGCGAGAUCUUCAAUGUGACUGUGCGACUGGUCGACCUCCUCGAAGCCAAAUCACUUGGCGAGAUGGCUCGGCAGAUCGAGGAGAGCACGAGUGUCAACCCAAUCGAUUGGGAGGAGGAAACUACCCUGCCCGAUUUGAGCUUUUUAGGAUCUAUUCUUCGUCAACCGCUUAAGGUCACCGGGAAAAUCGUCCUUGUCACCGGCGCGGGCGGGUUCCUAGGAAAGACCAUCCUGGCGCAGCUUAUCGAAAGUUCAGACAUCGACAGAAUCCACUGCGUCGGUCUACGAGACAAAUCCGCAGAACCGCCUCGCAAGCUGGCUGUGUCAUCGUCACCAAAGAUCAUUGUGCAUAAGGGCGAUCUCUCCGAACCCUGGCUUGGUCUUUCGGAGUCUGACUUCUGGGCGAUUUCCAGCGAGGUGGAUUCGAUCCUACAUAUGGGCGCCAUCCGUUCGUUCUGGGAUAACUACCACCUUCUUCGCCCGAACAACGUCACACCGACCAAACAGCUAGUCAGGAUGGCGGCUGCCCGUCGUAUCCCAAUCCAUUACACGUCUACUGCCGGCGUAGUGCCGGGAGACAGCGCUGGCAGUGUGGCGGCUUCGGUUGCAGAGCAUCGGCCUCCGACGGACGGCUUGAAUGGGUACGUCGCGACUCGAUGGGCUUCUGAGCAGGUGCUCGAGCGCGCUGCUUCGACGUUGGGAGUGCCUGUUUCGAUUCAUCGGUUCGUGUCGGCCAAGGAGCCGUUGGCAGGAGCGACGAUACCGGCACUGGAGCAUUUUGUAGGUUUCGUGGAUCAGAUGUCCACGAUGCCCGAGUUCGACGGAACGAAGGGCCAAUUCGAAAUGAUUCCCGUAGACGAGGCUGCCGGUAGGCUCGCCGAGGCGCUGAUUGACGGACCGGCUGGCGAGAGUAAAGCGGCGCGUUUCUACCACCAUCAGUGCGAAGUCCGCAUCGACAUCUCGGAAAUGAUGGCGUUUAUAGAGAAUAGGAGGGGGAAUAAGGGCCUGGAGACGAUGCCGGGGUUGAAGUUCAUUGGCCGGAUGAAGGCGCUCGGGCUGAGGUACUUCGUGACGUCGCAGGUGCUGGUGAUGGAGAGCACGACGAACGAGGGUAAGACUGAGGUGUUGGAAUCAAGGAGAUGA
Messenger RNA from Letharia lupina, 11805 nucleotides. RefSeq lists its product as uncharacterized. Lineage: Eukaryota; Fungi; Ascomycota; Lecanoromycetes; Lecanorales; Parmeliaceae. Gene Ontology annotation, biological process: fatty acid biosynthetic process; secondary metabolite biosynthetic process. The record is from RefSeq and is a predicted model, not a curated record. The transcript has 8 exons. Gene Ontology annotation, molecular function: phosphopantetheine binding; fatty acid synthase activity; 3-oxoacyl-[acyl-carrier-protein] synthase activity. The coding region runs from base 1 to 11805 and encodes 3934 amino acids.